Lachancea mirantina is the source of this 1626-nucleotide messenger RNA. NCBI's taxonomy places the organism in Eukaryota, Fungi, Ascomycota, Saccharomycetes, Saccharomycetales, Saccharomycetaceae. The record is from the annotation of a GenBank genome assembly.
AUGGCAAAUCCCUACCAAAUAGUCAUUGAGAUAGAUAAUCCGGACUCGUUGCAGGAAGUUUUUGAAUCUUACAAAAGUGGGCAUUCGUUGGGUAUAUCAUCAAUCAGCGAGGAAUCAGAGGCUGACGAAAACUUGUCAAGAGGUCACGACUGGAGAAAGGGUAAAAUUGGUGUCGGAGGUUUGAAAAUGGAAGAGAAUGGGAAAGUGAUUGUUUCAGAGUUUGUGGGACACGGGACCAUCCACCUAUUCAGGGUUGGCGAAGCGUCAAACGAGGAGGAGGAGUUAAUGAGGAUUCCAGGUGAUAACACAAUGGUAAGCAUUUUAUUUGUUCCAACGUAUUUGUCCGCACAUGACUUACUACACUCAUUCCUUGGAAACCAGGUUGUGACCAAAAUUUCGCAUUUUAGGGUGAUACGCAGUUUCAAAGAAAUGGGGUACAAAUUCAUGCUACUUAUGAAGUUUCGGAAUGCGGUUACGGCUAAGCAAUUCAAGGAGCAAUACGAUGGUCGCGCGUUUAAUGCAUUGGAUCCUGAAACUUGUCAUGUUGUCUUUAUCAAGGAAGUCGUCUUUAGACGAAAUCUCUUUCCCAUAGGUAACGAUAGCGAUUCCUCUUUCCCGUAUCUUUUACACGAUCCGUUCACGAACGUAUCGGCACAUACCUCGGUUGAGCUUCCAAGCUGUCCCGUAUGCUUGGAACGAAUGGACGCCGAAGUCACUGGGCUAGUCACGAUUCCGUGCCAACACACAUUUCAUUGUCAAUGCCUAGAUAAGUGGAAAGAUACAAGAUGCCCGGUUUGUCGCUUUUCUGGAUCUGGAGUAUCGAAUUCGUCCGUUGCUCGCCAGGGCGCGUCGUGCAUUGUAUGCGGUGCUCAGGAUAAUUCCUGGAUCUGUCUUAUUUGCGGCAAUGUUGGAUGUGGUCGCUAUAACUCUAAGCACGCAAUCCAACAUUUUGAAGCUACAGGCCAUUGUUUUGCCAUGGAUGUUACCACGCAGCGCGUAUGGGACUAUGCGGGUGAUAACUAUGUGCAUAGACUGGUUCAAAACGAAGUUGAUGGCAAACUUGUCGAAGUCGGCUCUUCGAGUCGAGAUGGCUUUUCAAAACGGAACAAAGAAUAUCAUUUAGAAUAUGUCCAAGUGCUGGUCUCACAGCUCGAAUCUCAACGGGAAUACUACGAAAGUAAGCUAGAUAUGGCAGUGAAAAAUACUUCGAAUACUUUUAAACAAGAAGAGGCCUCCGCCGCCAUCGAGGCGCUUAGACAACAAGUGAUGGGACUAGAACUUAAGGCGAGUGCUUCCAGCGAUGAGCAUUCACGUAAAUUUCAGAAACUGUACGCCAAACUGGAGGAUGAACGCAGAAAUACCCAAUUAUUGCGUCAACAGCUGAAAGAAGAACAGAUGGUGUCAAGUGCUUUACAGAAAAAUGUCGAGCAUUUUGAAAGAUCAUCGACGAAACUGGAAGAGCAGUACAAAGAAGUUUUAAAUGAGAAAAGUAGCCUGCAGGAACAGGUAACAGAUCUAAUGUUUUAUUUAGAGGCUCGGGAUAAGUUCAAGGAUGCCGAUGAAAACGUCAAACAGGGUACAGUGGUGGUCAAGAAGAAAAAAGGUUCUGGGUCGAAAAGGAAGUGA